Molecule: messenger RNA, 699 nt
Organism: Myiozetetes cayanensis
Lineage: Eukaryota; Metazoa; Chordata; Aves; Passeriformes; Tyrannidae
Gene: BORCS8
Product: BLOC-1 related complex subunit 8
Exons: 5
Coding region: 30-395 (121 amino acids)
Cellular component (GO): BORC complex
Source: RefSeq, a predicted model, not a curated record
GCCGGGGCGGGGCCGGGGCGGAAGCGGCGAUGGAGGAGCCCGAGAUGCAGCUGAAGGUGAAGAAAGUCACGGACAAGUUCACGGAGAGCCUGUACGUGCUGGCCAACGAGCCCUCGGUGGCCCUGUUCCGCCUGCAGGAGCACGUCCGCAGGUCCCUCCCGGAGCUGGCCCAGCACAAGUCGGACAUGCAGAGCUGGGAGGAGCAGAGCCAGGGAGCCAUUUACACCGUGGAAUACGCCUGCAGUGCCAUCAAGAACAUGACUGACAGCACCGUGUACUUCAAGAGCAUCGACAGCCUGCUCAGACACGCCAUAGCCAUGAAGGAGCAGCUCAACACCGCCCAGGGAAAAAGCACUGUUGCCCCCCAGGCCAAGAAUCCUCCAGCCAGCUCCUGAUUUCCUCAAGACCAACCAUCCUGUGCUGCCUUUCCCAGCCCAGCUCUGCUCUCCAGCCCUGGGAAGGAACGAGGAACCAGCUGCCCAAGCUGUGGGGGCUGCACAGGUAGAGAGGCCCCCCACCCUGUUCCCAGUGGGAAAAUCCUGCCUUAGGCUGGUGCUUUGGAGGUCCUUUUUCCACAGCACCUGCCCAAGGGAAAGGGCCUUGCUUGGGUUCGUCCUUUCCAGUCCUUUCUCUACCUCUUGGCCACGGAAAUAUCUCAGAAAAAAACCAACCAAACAAACAAAACAAACCCCAAAACUA